This is a messenger RNA of Podarcis muralis (Common wall lizard), 856 nucleotides long. The record is from RefSeq and is a predicted model, not a curated record. NCBI's taxonomy places the organism in Eukaryota, Metazoa, Chordata, Lepidosauria, Squamata, Lacertidae.
GAAGAAAAGCGGCCUGAGCUGUUUGUGAAUUUUAUGGAGCCCUGUUAUGGCAGCUGUUCUGAGAGGCAACAUCACUACUUCCUUAACUACGUUGAAGAAUGGGAUCUGGUCCUUGCAGCAUCUGCUGCUUCCACAGAGGUCAGCAUCCUCGCAAGGCAAGGAGACAAGAACAACUGGGAGCUGUGGGUUCUGGAAGACUCCAGCCGAGCAGAACUUCCGGUCACAGAUAAGAGUGAUGACACUUUGCCUGUAGGCGUGGCGAUUGAUUACACCAGCAACAUGCCCAUAACCAUUAGUGAGGAUAAAACGACAGACCCAGCACCGGUCCUGCUGCUGCUGUCAACUGAUGGAGUCCUCUGCCCCUUUUACAUGGUUAAUCAAAACCCUGGUGUGAGGUCUUUGAUGGUGGUGCCGGAGCCUCUCUCUCCAGAAGGAGACAGAGGAGCAAAAUCAGCCGGCAGCACUCCCCCGUCAUCCGCUUCCGCUUCUGCUCCUCCAAAAGUCGAAGCUUCCUUGGCCGUUGUCCCAGCCACAUCUGCAGUUUCCAGCAAAGGGGCAGCCCCUUUGUCUUUCGCUUCCUUCACUCUGAAAUCCACCAGAUCUGCCGCUGAUGCCCACCGCAGUAUCCUGGCAUAUCGGAGACCCCCAAGCCUCCCCUUGGUUCCAACCUGAGCGGAGCAGUCGGCUUCCCCUUCUCUCCGGCCACCAGCAUCUCCAAAGCACCUCCAGCUCCAUCUCUGCUGUCCAGCCCCCUUACAGCUUCUCCUCCCUCCUCUUUUGGUUCCGUGAGUUAUAAAGCGGGCAUGGACAGCUCAGCCGGAGCCCCUCCCUUCGCGAGUCCUGUUGGGCUAAAGCA